AUGGCGUUGAUACGACGGAGAUGGAGUGGUAAAGCUUUGAAACUUGGCCAGCCCCGUUUCCCUGAGACAGGUAUUCUGAGAAAUGCUUCAUUCCAUAACCCUUACGAGCUGUUGGAUUUCAUGGAAAGAGACUUUUCUGGUCUCAGCAGCGAUAGGAAUCUCUCUUACAGAGAAAGAUUGAGAAGUGGGCUUGUCGACAUCAAGGCGGAUGAUGCUGUUACUCUGUUCCAAUCCAUGCUUAGGUCUCGUCCCCUGCCCUCUGUCAUAGAUUUCAAUAAAUUGUUUAGUGGCAUUGCCAAAACAAAAAGAUGGGUUGUGCAUGGAGAAGCGCCUAGACGAGGCCAGUCAGAUGUUGAUCUGAUGGUUAGCAAGGGAUGCGAUCCUGAUAUUGUGACUUAUAGUAUCCUUAUAAACGGAUAUUGCAAGGCUAAUCUAGUUGACAAGCCUUCCUCCAAAGGAGUGAAGCCCAAUGUGAAGACAUACACCGUAAUGAUUGGAGGACUAUGUAAGAAAGGCUCACUGUCCGAAGCUGACCUGUUGUUUAGAAAAUGGGAGAGGAUGGGAUUGCACCGUGGUACAUACAACACACUAAUCCGAGCACAUCUCGGGGGUAGUGGCCUAACCACUUCAGUUGAACUCAUCGAAGAAAUGAAGACAUGUGGUUCUCUGCAGAUGCUUCCACCAUAA
Microthlaspi erraticum is the source of this 687-nucleotide messenger RNA. Lineage: Eukaryota; Viridiplantae; Streptophyta; Magnoliopsida; Brassicales; Brassicaceae. The record is from the annotation of a GenBank genome assembly.